This is a messenger RNA of Spirodela intermedia, 1169 nucleotides long. The record is from the annotation of a GenBank genome assembly. Lineage: Eukaryota; Viridiplantae; Streptophyta; Magnoliopsida; Alismatales; Araceae.
AUGGAGCCUCAGAGCUACCAACAGCCGCAAGAGGACACCAGCGGCGGCGCCGUCGGGAGUGGAGCAGGGGGGGGCAGCAAGAGCAGCUUUCUAUGCCGGCAGUCGAGCAGCAGGUGGAUCCCCACAACCGAUCAGAUAAGAAUACUCAGGGACCUCUACUACAAUUGCGGGGUGAGGUCCCCGAGCGCGGAACAGAUCCAGAGGAUAUCCGCCAGGUUGCGCCAGUUCGGGAAGAUCGAAGGGAAGAAUGUUUUCUACUGGUUCCAGAACCACAAGGCCCGAGAGCGGCAGAAGAAGCGGCUCACCGUUGAUGUUACCUCGAAUAAGUACAACAGCCCCAGCAGCGUGAUUUCCCCAGGUCUCCCUCUCCCUCUCUCCUUCUCUCUCUCUCUCUCUCUCUCUAGACCACGCGAAGCCUGUUCUCUAUCCUUGUCUUAUGUUGCCGUUUCCAGGCGUUCCGACGGCUUGCACUUCGCCGGGGCUGUACUUCGGGCAGGUGAGCGGCAAUGGAUGUGGCGGCUCCCCGUCGAUGGAGAGGAGCUACAUGGUAUGCCGCCCUGAGUGUUUUUGCUAUCUCUGGUCCUUGAAUUUCCAGUUCUCAUUCGUUCCUUGAUCAACAACUAUUCCAUUCCUGCUUAAUUUCUUCUCUUCGACCAUUUGACGUUCACUAUUUAUGCAUUGAGCGAGAUUCAUGACCAGGAAGCAGGCUCACGUUUUUUAAGAGACGACGAUGGUGGGUCUGGUGGUUGCAGGAGUAUGCUAUUCCUGGGGGGCUCGCCGGAGGAUCGACGGUGGAAGGCGGCGUGGGCUGGAUGGGUGUAGAGCCGCCGGCCGUGCCGCCCAUGUACUAUCACCACCAGAGAUCGUCUUACUACUACGAGCAGGAGCACCAUCAUCACCGUGCCCAGCAGCAGCGAGGAGGAGAGGCGGCGCCGCCGCCGCCGCCGCCGCAUAUUGAGACUCUCCCCCUCUUUCCCGUCCGCUCGGAGGAGGACAUCCUCGGGUCCGGCUACAUCCCCAUCAGGGCCCAUUUCUCCGCCGCUUAUCUGGACCAGCCGCAGUCGGAGGAAGAAGAAGACCGGCGGCAUUACAGAGUGUACGGCGGCGACGGCGCCUCACUGGAACUCUCUCUCUACUCCUUCGACCCAUUACCAACCACCUCUUCGUGA